This is a messenger RNA of Mandrillus leucophaeus (drill), 5519 nucleotides long. It is a transcript of the gene MYEF2, whose product is annotated as myelin expression factor 2. Lineage: Eukaryota; Metazoa; Chordata; Mammalia; Primates; Cercopithecidae. Gene Ontology annotation, molecular function: mRNA binding. The record is from RefSeq and is a predicted model, not a curated record. The coding region runs from base 282 to 2084 and encodes 600 amino acids. Gene Ontology annotation, cellular component: nucleus; post-mRNA release spliceosomal complex; cytoplasm. The transcript is spliced from 17 exons. Gene Ontology annotation, biological process: regulation of mRNA stability involved in response to oxidative stress.
AGGACUGGUGCAGCCCUCCCAGGCAGGUGUAGGGUUGACUGCAGCAACAGCGGCCCUGACCCCCGCUCCCAUGGCUCCCCUCCCCCCCGCACUCCCACCCCCCGCACCCGGCACACACCAUCUCCCAGUCGCCCAGGCUCGACCGGUUCUCGCGAGAUCCGGGUUACUGAGCGCUCGGGGCCUUUUCAAAUCGGGAUCCGUUACCGCUUCCCCGGCAGCCGCCAUUGUCGCGCUCGGAGCCCCUCAGCUCAGGCGGCCGAGGCGGAGGCAGCGGCGGCAGGAUGGCGGACGCCAACAAGGCCGAGGUGCCCGGGGCCACUGGUGGCGACAGCCCGCACCUGCAGCCCGCGGAGCCGCCGGGCGAGCAGCGGCGAGAGCCGCACCCCCCGGAGGCGGAGAAGCAGCAGCCGCAGCACAGCAGCAGCUCCAAUGGCGUUAAAAUGGAGAAUGAUGAGUCAGCGAAAGAAGAGAAAUCUGACUUAAAGGAAAAAUCUACAGGAAGUAAGAAGGCCAAUAGAUUUCAUCCGUAUUCAAAAGACAAGAAUUCGAGCACUGGAGAAAAGAAGGGUCCAAAUCGUAACAGAGUUUUCAUUAGCAACAUCCCAUAUGACAUGAAAUGGCAAGCUAUUAAAGAUCUAAUGAGAGAGAAAGUUGGUGAGGUUACAUACGUGGAGCUCUUUAAGGAUGCGGAAGGAAAAUCAAGGGGUUGUGGUGUGGUUGAAUUCAAAGAUGAAGAAUUUGUAAAGAAAGCCCUAGAAACUAUGAACAAAUAUGAUCUUAGUGGAAGACCCCUAAAUAUUAAAGAGGAUCCUGAUGGAGAAAAUGCUCGUAGGGCAUUGCAGCGAACAGGAGGAUCAUUUCCAGGAGGACAUGUCCCUGAUAUGGGAUCAGGGUUGAUGAAUUUACCACCUUCCAUUCUCAAUAAUCCAAACAUUCCUCCUGAAGUCAUCAGUAAUUUGCAGGCCGGUAGACUUGGUUCCACAAUUUUUGUUGCCAAUCUUGACUUCAAAGUUGGUUGGAAGAAGCUAAAGGAAGUGUUCAGCAUAGCUGGAACUGUGAAGCGGGCAGAUAUUAAAGAAGACAAAGACGGCAAGAGCAGAGGAAUGGGCACUGUCACUUUUGAGCAAGCAAUUGAAGCAGUUCAAGCAAUUUCUAUGUUCAAUGGGCAGUUUUUAUUUGAUAGACCUAUGCAUGUGAAAAUGGAUGACAAGUCUGUUCCUCAUGAAGAGUACCGUUCACAUGAUAGUAAAACACCACAAUUACCACGUGGUCUUGGAGGCAUUGGGAUGGGACUUGGUCCGGGUGGACAGCCUAUUAGUGCCAGCCAGUUGAACAUAGGUGGAGUAAUGGGAAAUUUAGGUCCAGGUGGUAUGGGAAUGGAUGGUCCAGGUUUUGGAGGAAUGAAUAGAAUUGGAGGAGGAAUAGGGUUUGGUGGUCUGGAAGCGAUGAAUAGCAUGGGAGGAUUUGGAGGAGUUGGCCGAAUGGGAGAGUUGUACCGUGGUGCCAUGACUAGUAGCAUGGAGCGAGAUUUUGGACGUGGUGAUAUUGGAAUAAAUCGAGGCUUUGGAGAUUCCUUUGGUAGACUUGGCAGUGCAAUGAUUGGAGGGUUUGCAGGAAGAAUAGGAGCUUCUAACAUGGGUCCAGUAGGAUCUGGAAUAAGUGGUGGAAUGGGUGGCAUGAACAGUGUGACUGGAGGAAUGGGGAUGGGACUGGACCGGAUGAGUUCCAGCUUUGAUAGAAUGGGACCAGGUAUAGGAGCUAUACUGGAAAGGAGCAUCGAUAUGGAUCGAGGAUUUUUAUCGGGUCCAAUGGGAAGCGGAAUGAGAGAGAGAAUAGGCUCCAAAGGCAACCAGAUAUUUGUCAGAAAUCUACCUUUUGACUUGACUUGGCAGAAACUAAAAGAGAAAUUCAGUCAGUGUGGUCAUGUAAUGUUUGCAGAAAUAAAAAUGGAGAAUGGAAAGUCAAAAGGCUGUGGAACAGUCAGAUUUGACUCCCCAGAAUCAGCUGAAAAAGCCUGCAGAAUAAUGAAUGGCAUAAAAAUCAGUGGCAGAGAAAUUGAUGUCCGCUUGGAUCGUAAUGCAUAAUUUCAAGCCAUGGUUGGAACAUUCCUACAUCUGUUUUGCUGAAUCUCCUAGUAAAAGUCAUUUUUUUUUUAAGUAAUAUUGUAUGCUUACAAAAGCUGUAAAAAUGAACUUUUAAAACUCCCACCAGCUUUUAACAGUAUAAUGUUAAAAAUAUACUGUAAUUUUUGUUAAUCUCAAGUUUGGGUUUUUAAAGACAGCAAGUCUGGUCAUUCAGUUUAAAUGAAUGGUUAUACUGUUUUUAAUGAAAUAAGCCAUUUUCUUGUUGUUUUCAGUACUACAUAGUUGGAUUUGUUUGUUCUAGUUUCUCCAGUUUUUGUCAACUUAUUGUAUGGUAAAACAGAUUUUUUGCCCCCCAAAACUUCUGUUUUGUAAUAUGUAAUUCUUCAUGAAAAGAAAGGGCUCAGAAAAAUUAGGAUAUGAUUUUGGUUGGUUUUAAAUUACUGUAAGUUUUAGAUUCUAAGGUUCAGGAUUUUAAAAAUUUGAUUUAAAUGAAGAAAUUGAUUUUUCUCUCUGCCCCUCCCUGCCAUUCAUUUUUUCUGCAUAACACUGUUAAUAAUAUCAACCUCCACAGCCCCUUAUUUUAUUAUUUCCAAUAAUUCCAAGUUCAUAUAGAACUGAUAAUGUAGCAAGCCCCAAGUAUGAUAAUAGGCAGACUAUUCCCAACUUUCUGUCUAGUUUCCAGCCAUUGAAGUGAACUGCUAAAAAAAGAAAAAUAAUUGAAACGUUGAGAGAGAUGGUUGUGUAAGUUAGUCCUCUGCUGUUUACUUCUAUAGGAGCUGAUCCAUUUAUAAAUGCAGUUUUAAUAAACCAUGGAAUACCAAGGCACAACAUAUCAAACACAUUGGAUCCCACGAUGUUAGACAUAGCCAUAUCUCCUUUCCCUACAAAAGAAAAGCAUAUUGUUAAAAUGUGCUUACCAAUGCUGUAUUUUAUUAAUCUUCAUAAGAAAAGAAACACUGGAUACUUUUUUGUUGUUGAUUCAUUUUGGAAAAUUGUUAGAGCAAAAGUCUUACUGAAUUUGUAUUUUUAAAUUUUUCUUGGGUUAGUAUUUAAAGUCUUAACAUUUAUUUAAUUAUAUUUAUUAAACCAUUUUUCAAUAAGGUAUCUAGCUUACUUGUUGCUUUUCAUUGUAAUUUAACAUGGUCAAUUACUAUUUAAUGCACAUUUCAAAUGAAUAUUAUUUGGGGGAUUAGAUUGUGUGAAAUUAACCUGCUAUUAAAUAGUAAACUCUUCCUCUUGAGUCACUUUUUUUUUCCCCUUCAAAGUAUGUUACUGAGGAAGUAAACUGUUUUUUUUUUUUUGAGACUGAGUCUUGCUCUGUUGCCCAGGCUGGAGUGCCGUGGCGCGAUCUUGGCUCACUGCAACCUCCGCCUCCUGGAUUCAAACAAUUCUCUUGCCUCAGCCUCCUGAGUAGCUGGGAUUACAGGCACAUGCCACCAUGCCGGGCUAAUUUUUUAAUUUUUAAUAGAGAUGGGGUUUCACCAUGUUGGUCAGGCUGGUCUCAAACUCCUGACCUUGUGAUCCACCCGCCUCGGCCUCCCAAAGUGUUGGGAUUACAGGCGUGAGCCACCACACCUGGCCGGAAGUAAACAUUUUUAAAGCUACUUUUACUCAUUCUAGCCAUGUAGAAUGACCAUUGCAGCUUGAGGGACUUAGUUCUUACCUUUUCUUGCGACCAACACGCUUGUAAUUGUGUCUGGUAUGCUUGUUCCUGCUGCUAAUAAAGUAAGGCCCAUUACUGUAUCUGGAAUUUCUAGUGUUUCCCCUGUAAUAAACAGAUACUUCAGGUUACAAAUCUUAAAGAGUCACUAACCAUCUUUUGCAGUUAUUUUGGGUAUUUCCUUCCUGAACAAAAAUAAAAUAGGCAGAUUUAGAAUUCAGAGCCAAUAUGUGCUUGCUUAGUUUUUUAGCUAGCAACAUAUUUGAAUCAGGCUGGUAAUUUGGGUAACCCAGGUAGCACAGAUUUUUAAUGACAUAUCUAAAGAUGUGUGUAACAGCCAAAAUUCUGCCAAUGAGAAAUUUUCCUGUUUGAUAUUCUUACGGAAGAUGUUUAUGUCCACCAUUAUCUCAUCAGGGCUGUGCUGAAUAUUUGCUAAUGAGAGUGAUCAUUCCUGUUUUUCUUUCUUAAAAAUUUUUAUUAAAUUAGAGUUAAGCAAAUUAAUUAUAGCUAUCUUUAAGCUAUAAAUGUGUUAACAUGUAUAUAUAUCAUUUAUUACAUUCUACUUUAGUGAUAUACCUUAAUUUAGUGGGCUUUGGCAGGGUGGGGAGGGGGAACAUUCAUUAAUCUCUCAGGAAAACAAAACCUGUUUGUUUUCUACUUGAGUCUAACAUAUGGUCCCAAUUUAUUAAUACUUCUGUUAAAUUUGAUGUCAGGUCAACAUUGAUCAGAAAUGCAUUUAUUCUCAGAAACAGAACCAGAGAGAAGUUAAAAAAAGUUAAAACACAUGUAACUGUUCUUUUAAUGUUGUAAUUGAAAACUUGGUUUAGCAUCUUUUUUUCUUUUUCUUAAAAUGCCAAUUAAAAUAACUUAAUUAGAAAGUAGCUUAUUUAUUGCAUGCUUACAUACUGAUACUGGAAUUGGAAUUGGUUAAUUUCUAUUACUGGCUUUGCUAGAAUUCAUACGUGCAUAAAUAACACUAAUAUUUAUAAUCUUGGGGGGCUGUUCUGUGAUCUAUUACAUGAUUUUUGCUCUCUUUUUAUUUUCCUAAUAUCAAGUGUGUUCUGGCUGAGUGAAUUUGGAUAGAUAUAAUAUGCAAGCUAAUUGGACUUUUUCAUUUUUCUCAUUAAAAAAGGAAGAAAUAAUCUGCUUUUUGCUGGCAUACUAUUCUAAGACUUACACUAAUUUGGGAAAAGUCAAGGGUCAACAAAUUUUUGUGUCUGUGAGGGGCCAGAUAUUAAUUAUUUAGGCUUUGCAGGCUGUAUGAUUUCUAUUGCAGUUACUCAGCUUUGCAAAUGUAGUGUGAAAGCAAUCAUAGAUAAUAUGUAAAACCUUACUAAUAAAAACAAGCUGGGUUAUUUUGGCACACAGGCAGUAGUUUGUUCACCUCUACUAUAAGUUAAUUUGGGUUAACCUUUGUAGGAGAAAUUACAGAUUAUUUUUGUCUUUGUUUAUAGUUUUUUUGUUUAGAGACUAUAGUGGAUUAUGGCCAAGCAGCAGUAGUUAGUUAAGUCUUAAUCAUGAAGGUGGUAGAAACCUAGAAUAAAACUUUUAUACCCUUUUCACUGAUUUCAUAGUAUGUUUGUAGUGCCAUGUUGAAAAGUCAAAUAAAAUAUAAUCCGGUUAAGCAGUGAGCACCCAUUGUUUUCCCAAAAAUAGAGCUCCUGGCUUUUUUUUUUUUUUUUUUUUCAUUAUGGAAUGGAAUUCAAUAUAAAGAGUAUUGUGGAUCCCAUGGAAUGUGAUUAAAUUAUUAACAUAAUAAAAAGACAUCCUAUGAA